Messenger RNA from Saccostrea echinata, 2864 nucleotides. RefSeq names its product zinc finger protein 69 homolog. NCBI's taxonomy places the organism in Eukaryota, Metazoa, Mollusca, Bivalvia, Ostreida, Ostreidae. Gene Ontology annotation, molecular function: RNA polymerase II cis-regulatory region sequence-specific DNA binding; DNA-binding transcription factor activity. The record is from RefSeq and is a predicted model, not a curated record. Gene Ontology annotation, biological process: regulation of transcription by RNA polymerase II. Bases 101 to 2491 code for a protein of 796 amino acids. The transcript is spliced from 5 exons.
GGUUCGAGUUUACUCGGGCUUCCCUCCCUUUCCAAAUCUGGUUGAAAAUUGCAAAUGGCGUCUCUAUUUCAUGGACACUGAAUGAGAGUGAAAUACCAAGAUGGAUAACAAUACAAAACCAUAUGUUCCACCUAGUAAGGAGAAAGAACCAGAGGUAGUUCAGACUGUAAAAGUACCAGCCCAGAGUCGUUUGAAGGAGGAACUUCUCAAGCCUAUGCCCAGUAAAAAUGUCAACACCAAGCCACCCACACAGAUUAUCAUCCCCGCCAAGUACUCAGGCAACAAACAGUCCACCACACGUUUGGCAGCAGGCACCAAAAUCAUCCUCCCAAGUAACAUGGGAAGCUCUGGUCAACCAUUGCAGUUCAUUGUCACUUCCCCACAAUCCUCUUCACCCAAGGUAACACUACAAGGAGGUCAAGGUCAGUCUCUCAUAACAGGUGCCAGGUCCAUACUGCCCAAUCUAGCUGGAAGACCUUGCAAGAUUAUUGUUAGUUCUCCACCAUCAGCAGUUACCACAGAGCCAAUCUAUCUUCCACAGACCUCUGCUAACACAGUUCAGUAUAUCGUCACUUCUCCUGAAGCCAGUGAGCUUAAAACCAUUUCCUACGAAGAGGACAACAACAAGUACAUCAUUGAAAACACAGAAAAUGAAAGUACAGAGGAGAUUGUCGUAGAAACACAGAAUGUGUUUGCUCCUCAGGAAAUCACAGUGGAUGUCCCCACUGAUACAGAUGCUGCUAAUUCUUUGAUUGCCAUUGCAGAGCAGCUCCAACAACCCAAAGUGGAGAAUUUUGUAUAUAUGGUUGAUGAUAAGGGGGACAACUCUGGCAUUAUAGCUGAGCAUGCAGUGGUUGGGGAUGAUAUUGAACCUGCUGAAGUGGAGGUGGAGAGUGUGGAAGUAGAGGAAAUUAAGAUUUCUCCUCGCAGAGGAAAAAAGGCACAACAGAAAAGACAAACCAAAACAACUGAGUUCAGUGAUGAUGCCAGUGAUCUGAGUGACACUGAUAUGAAAGCAAGAAUCUCCAAUAUUGGCCUUGACCAUUUAUCCUACCUUUCCUCCAGAUCAAUGGUUUCAUCAAGACCCAUGGUCUAUUCCCCACAAGCCAAGGAGAGGCAAGCAGCAUUCACCUCAGAUGAAAGCACAGACUCAGAUUUCUCAGAUGAUGAUGAUGACGAAGAUUACAAAACCCGACGAGUCAAAAAACCAACAUACAAAGCCAAAAAACCCAGUAAAAAUGUUGUAUCAAAAACUGUCAACUCCUGGAUGAAGAAAUUUGUUCCCAAAGUCUCUCCUCACAGUGAUGCUGAGGAAAACAGUGAUGACAAUGAGGAUUAUAGUGACAUAGGCGUCCCAAAGGAGCACUUGAUGGCCUGCUGUGAGAGAUUCCGCAAGGUGACAGAAAGCGUGGAGGAACUGAUGAGGAAUAAUGCCAAGACUAGGAGCUUCAGAGAAACAACAAAUCCCAGUGGAGACAGAGUAUUUGAAUGUUCCACUUGUCACAAGCUCUUCACCAUGAGAGACACCAUAAAAAAGCAUCUGAUCCGUCACACAGGACAAAGAUGUUUCCAGUGUACUAAAUGCAACAAGAAUUUCAUGUUCAAGUAUGGUCUGAAAUGUCACAUGAUGACCCACACUGGGAAAAUGCCUUGUGUUUGCUCGAUUUGUGGAGGCAAGUUCAUCGAGAACAGCAAGUUAGAGGUUCAUAUGAGGAGGGUUCAUACCUCAGAACGUCCAUUUGAGUGCGCUCAGUGUGACAAGAAGUACCCAACAAAGAGUGAGCUCAACAACCACAUACUUAAUGUGCACACAACCAUCAAGCCUUAUCCCUGCCCAUUUUGUGACAAGAAGUUUUCCCAUGAUGCAAAGCUCAAGAGACAUUUAACAGUUCAUACUGGGGAACGUCCAUUCAAAUGCUCAUUCUGUGAAAAGGCAUUCACACAGAGGGCUCAUUUACAGAUUCAUGAAAGAUGUCAUACUGGCAUCUUCCCUUUUGCUUGCAAUGGAUGUGACAGAAGGUUUUAUGACAAAGUUUCCAGAGACAGACAUUACAGAAGGAUACAUGAGGGUGUAGAGAAGCCAUAUUGCAAGAAGUGUAACAGCUACUUCAAGACAAAGACCAGUCUUACGCGUCACAAGAGGGAAUGUGGGAGGAUCAAGCAGGAGCCACCAGUAGUCGUCAGCGAUGAGGAUGAUGUAAUGGAAGAUGAGGUAGAAGAAGAUAUUCCAGAACCAAGGAAGAGAGCAACUAGGGUCACAAGGUCACCAAGAUCAAAGAAACUUACCAUUAAAAUCAAAAAGGUUGGAGGAAGGAAAACUGCCAAAGGAAAGAAAUCUGACAAAAAGGUCAGCGUAGAAGCCAUGGAAAAAUCUGGAAAAUUGUUUAUCAGAAGUGAGAGAAUCAAAGCUAGAUCAGAAGCUGCCAAACGUAGAAAUCAGCAAGCGGAGCCUGCUGCCCCUCCUUCUAAGAGAAAAAGAAGGUCACGAUAAGGUGAACUCCCAUAAUUGUAACUCAGGAUAAAUAGUUGAAGAUAAUCUACUUGUUUUUUUUUAAUCAGUGUUUGACUUGUUAAAAUGAAUUUUUAAGGCUUUUAUGACAUUUUAUACAAAGAAUUAGUUUGUCCAUUUUGUAAAAAGAAUGUACAAUUAUGUUAAUAUAUUUAGUCAAUGUAGUUUUCCCUGCAUAAUGCUGUAGCUAUUUACUUAGUAAUAAUAGCAAAUGUAACCAAUGAUAAUAUAUAUAGAAACGCUGUUCUAGUGGUUUUAGAAUUUUGUUAUUCAUGUUUGAUAUUAUUGUUUAUUACUAUACAGUUAAAAGUUUAGAAAUUCAAAUCUUGUUUACAUGUGCAUGUAUAUUAUUUUA